Molecule: messenger RNA, 9608 nt
Organism: Phyllostomus hastatus (greater spear-nosed bat)
Lineage: Eukaryota; Metazoa; Chordata; Mammalia; Chiroptera; Phyllostomidae
Gene: MKI67
Product: marker of proliferation Ki-67
Exons: 15
Coding region: 335-8557 (2740 amino acids)
Biological process (GO): regulation of mitotic nuclear division; regulation of chromosome segregation
Cellular component (GO): nucleus; chromosome
Molecular function (GO): protein binding
Source: RefSeq, a predicted model, not a curated record
GGUGGACCACCCGGUCAGUGGGGAGGGCGACGGCGGGGGGAGCGGGGCCUGCGGCGGCGGCGGCGGCGGCGGCGGCGGCGGCGGCGGUGGACACGGGCCUGCGGGCUGCGUGCCCGACCCGGGAGCGCGGGGAGGGCGGCGGGCGCAAGUGGACGCGUUGCGGGCUCCUCGCCGCGCGGACCUGGGCAGCGCCCAGACAAGCGGCGAACGCCCGGGUGGCUGUGCGGGCGACUCGGCCGGGUGCGCGUCCCCGCAGCGGAAGAGUCGCCCGUGAGUUCGCUUCUGCCCGGCUUUCGCGCGCGGACUGGCUUGCUCUCGCGGCGCUGUCUGGAAGAUGGGCCCCGCGGGACGCCUGGUGACCAUCCGGAGGAGCGGGGCCGACGGCGCGCACUUCCCGCUGAGCCUGAGCUCCUGCCUGUUCGGGAGGGGCGUGGAGUGCGACAUCCGCAUCCAGCUGCCGGUGGUGUCCAGGCAGCACUGCAAGAUCGAAGUCGGCGAGCAGGCAGUGUUGUUUAACCUCAGUUCCGCGAACCCCACGCAGGUGAACGGAGCCGCCAUCGACGGGCCCGUGCGGCUGAAGCACGGCGACGUGAUCACCGUCAUCGACCGCUCUUUCAGGUACGAAGACGACCGUCACCAGAGUGGAAGCGCGUCGGCUGAGUUUCCAGGACAGGCCGCUCCGCGUCGGGUCUCCCGGUCUGGCUUCUCUCCGGACCCUGAUGGCGAAGCUGGAGGUCGCGGUGCUGCCGGCUCACAGCUCACGGAAGACGGCGCCUCGGGAGAGCCCUCGGCACGCACGGGGGUGGCCGGGGCGGCCCGCGCCGUCUCGCGCAGCUCCGGGGGCCCUGCUGCCAGAAGCACCCCCGAUGGGCGUCGCUCGGAACCCCUCAGGGACAACCGCAGACACGCAGCGGGUCCCCCGGCUGGGGGCCUUGGCGAGGGGGCCCGCGGGACCUUAGUGAGCAGGAACGGAGGAGCCGAGGCUCUGCCCUCGCCGUGGGGUCUUGAGAAGGGUGGAGAGAAAGAGUCUCCCUUUAGGAAGCUUUAUGAGUCUAUGAAGGAAAAGUUAGACGUGAAAUCAGAAAAAGAGAAUGUUCUACAGAGUCAUAGGAAAUCAGGGUCCCGGGGUCACUGCGCAGCCGACUCCGAAAGUGCUGGUGGUUCGUGGGGCGAGACGCCGCGACAGGGCUCCCCCGGGUGCCGGCGGAGGUCCCGGCGGAGCUCCCAAACCAAGGCCGUCCCUGCCCCGGGACAGCGAGAGGAAGAGGGAACAGGCGAGGGGCCUGGCCCCACUCUCGAGGCCACCACGAGUCCCAGCGUCCCCCCCAAGGAGACCACGGGAGCCAGCACCCCUGUCCAAUGCUCUCGCCGAAACUCCUCGCCAAAGCGCCAGAGCGGAGGCCGGAGCGGUGUCCGAGGAAGCGAGCCCGAGAGCCCGGAGCGGGGUGCAGCCUUCACUCCGAAGGAGCUCUUCCCCGGGCACGGGACGCCCACUGCAGGUGAAGGUGCCGACAGCUUCGGAAACACGCCGGAGAAGGCCUUUUCCAGAAAGAGGCGGAGCAGCCUCCCUCCAAAGGUCGACGUGGUUGCUGCAGAAGCAGAGAUUCCAAAGCCAGCGGCGCUCACCCCGCUGCUGGUCCGCGUGGAGAGGAAGGGGCCAGGGGCUUCGCUCGGGCCACCCCAGCCGCGGCGCGCCACAGCUGGCCCCCCCGGCCUCGGUUCCACUGGCGUCGGCGACUGGGACGAGUCCAUUCACAAGGUGGACGGGGUGCCCUUGAAGACACGGCGGGUCUCCUUCGGGGGCCACCUGAGACCCGAAUUAUUUGAUGAAAACUUACCUCCUAACACGCCUCUCAAGAGAGGAGAGACACCCACGAAGAGGAGGUCUCUUGUGACCCACGCUCCAGCUGUCCUCAAGAAAAUCAUCAAGGGACAGCCCCAGGAGUCAGGGAAAGAGGAUUCUUCGGAAAUCCGCCUGGAGGUGACCGCACAAAAUGUGCCUGUGAGCUCCCCAGCUGGCCGUCCUGCAAGAUCGUCUUCGGGGGCAAAUGACGGUCGCCGGAGGUCGUCCAAGCCACCAGCCUGGAGCGGCAGCCAGACACCGCCGCAGACAGAGGUCCCCAAGCGGGGCGGGAGGAGGAGCGGCGGCACGCCUGCUCAGAGGGCCGCCGCGGAGCGCGGCCAGCACGGCCUCCUCCAGAUGAUUCAGUCCCGGAGGAGGAGUGGGGCCACGGAGGCCAACCUGAUUGUGGCCAAGUCCUGGGCAGACAUCGUGAAGCUCAGCGCCAAACAGACGCCGGUGAAGGCCGUGAAACGCGGUCCCCCGAGACAGCCGAGCAAGAGGCACAGGAGGGUCAAAACCCCGAAGAAGCCUGCGGGCCGCGUGUACAGUGAGUUCAGUACCGGCCACGCCAACUCUCCCUGCACCAUCGUGAUAGGAAAGGCGCACGUCGAGAAGGUGACCGUGCCCGCGCGGCCCUACAGAAUGCUGAACAACCUGGUGUUCGACAGGAAAAUCGACUUCAACGAGGACCUUUCAGGGCUAACUGAAAUGUUCAAGACCCCAGCGAAAGAGAAGCCGAAGAGGAUGAGCUUACGUCCCACCACCUUUUCCAGUUCGGAGGGCUUGUUCGGACAACAGGUCCAGGUCCCCGAGUCAGAAGAGAAACCUCUGCUCCGCGCCCCGGCCAAGUCUGGAGAGAGCGUGUCCCCCAAUGCUCAGAAUGUGCCAGAAGAGCCGUCGGAUGAAACGCCUGCAAGCCCAGCCCUGAGAAGACAGUGUAUGACAGUAAAUAAAAACAUGAAAACUCCACCCCCUGAGACACAGCCUUUGAAGACAGCGUCCAGUGCGAACAGACCCAGGAGGUCCGCGGGGCGCAGGAGCACCCCAGUGCCGGGCACAGAGUGUGAACAGGAAGACCCAGAGUCGGACGCUGCCGAGAGCAUCUCGGGAAGAGGCCUGGGGAAGUCGCCGGGACAGGCACGGCUCGCGGAGAGAGAGAUGGAGGAGAGCGAAGGAGCCUUUGCGACAUGGAACGGGAACUUUGAAUCGAGAGAAAAUUCUGAGAAGAGGAUAGCUGUGAGGAGAUCACGAAGAUCGUCGGAGCUGAAAGGCACACCAAGAGCAGAUGUGAUCGCCACGAAGAGACCGCGAGAGACGGAAUCCACGGAAGACCUGGUGGGCACCCACCAUCUUCUCCAAACCCCAGGUCACGCCGAGGCACCAGUGGGUGUGGAGAACGGAGCCACAGGGAUGUGCGCCAGAUUUCCGAAACCAGAGCCGGUCGGCACGCCAGCCGAGGGGAACGGGCGGGUCAAGACGCCUUCCCGGAGUGUGAGUGCGGAAGCGCUCUCCGUGCUCAGGAAGCCCGCACCGACCCCGGGGGGUACCGAGCACACCCACACAGAACCAGUAGGUGGUGACGAGAGGGUGAAAGCAUCACAGAAGUUUUCAGAACAGCAGCAGGACUCAGCAGAUCAUGUGACCGGAAGUAGGAGGAGGCAAAGAACACCCAAGAGGAAGCCCCAACCCAUAGAAGACCUGGCUGGCUUGAAAGAACUCUUCCAAACACCUAAACACACCGUGGAAACAGCGACUGAUGAGAAAACCAUGAAAAUACCCAGCAAAUCUCCAAAACCAGAGCCAGUCAGCACACCGACCAGCACAAAGAGACGUCUCAGGACACCUCUGGGGACAGUGGACCAGGGGGGAGAGCUCUCGGCCCUCAGGGAGCCCACACCCACACCAGGGAAAAUUACAUGGUCACCCAGAGGCCCAGUAGGCGAUGAUGAGGAUAUCAGAGCAUUGACGGGAACUCCGGAACAGAAAUUGGACUCAGCCGAACAUGUAACUGGAAGCAGAAGGAGGUCAAGAACACCCAAGAGGAAGGCUGAACCCACAGAAGACCUGACUGGCUUCAAAGAGCUCUUCCAAACACCCUAUCAUGCCGUUCAAACAGUGACUGAGGUCAAAACCAUGAAAAUACCCAGCAAAUCUCCAAAAUCAGAACCAGUCAGCACCCCGACCAGCGCAAAGAGACGUCUCAGGACACCUCUGGGCACAGUGGACGUGGAGGAAGAGCUCUCGGCCCUCAGGGAGCCCACACCCACACCAGGGGAAGGCACGCACUCUGCCGGAGAGCCGGAAGGUGAUGCUGAAGAUAUCGGAGCAUUGAUGGGAACUCCGGAACAGAAACGGGACUCAGCCGAAUAUGCAGCCAGAAGCAGAAGGAGGUCAAGAACACCCACGAGAGCGAAUCAGCCCACAGAAGACCUGGCUGGUCUCAAGGAGCUCUUCCAAACACCACGUCACACAGAUGAGCCAAUGACUGAGGACAUAACCACAGAAACACCCAGCAAAUCUCCAAAACCAGAGCCAGUCAGCAGACCAUCCAGCACAAAGAGACGUCUCAGGACACCUAUGGGGAAAGUGGACACAGAAGAAGAGUUCUCGGCCCUCAGGAAGCCCACACCAACACCAGGGAGAAUUGCAUGCGCUCCCAGAGCCCCAGUAGGUGAUGAUGAAGAUAUCACAGCAUUGACGGGAACUCCGGAACAGAAACGGGACUCAUCUGAACAGGUAACCGGAAGCAGAAGGAGGUCAAGAACACCCAAGAGGAAAGCUGAACCCACAGAAGACCUGACCGGCUUGAAAGAGCUCUUCCAAACACCCAAUCAUGUCAUGGAAACAGUGACUGAUGACAAACCCAUGAAAAUACCCAGCAAAUCUCCAAAACCAGAACAAGUUAGCAGACCAUCCAGCACAAAGAGACGUCUCAGGACACCUUUGGGGACAAUAGACACAGAAGAAGUGUUCUCAGGCCCUAGGAAGCCCACACCAACACCAGGGAAAAUUACACGGUCACCCAGAGUCCCAGUAGGUGAUGAUGAAGAUAUCAGAGCAUUGACGGGAACUCCGGAACAGAAAUUGGACUCAGCCGAACAUGCAACCGGAAGCAGAAGAAGGUCAAGGACACCCAAGAGGAAGGCUGAACCCACAGAAGACCUGACCGGCUUGAAAGAGCUCUUCCAAACACCCAAUCACGUCGAAACACUGACUAACAACAAAGCUACCAAGAUACCCAGCAAAUCUCCAAAACCAGAACCAGUCAGCACCCCGACCAGCACAAAGAGACGUCUCAGGACACCUCUGGGGAAAGUGGACGUGGAGGAAGAGCUCUCGGCCCUCAGGGAGCCCACACCCACACCAGGGGAAGGCAGGCACUCUGCUGGAGAACCAGAGGGUGAUGCUGAAGAUAUCGGAGCAUUGAAGGGAACUCCGGAACAGAAAUUGGACUCAUCUGAGCAUAUAACCGGAAGUAGAAGAAGGUCAAGGACACCCAAGAGGAAGGUUGAACCCACAGAAGACCUGACCGGUUUCAAAGAGCUCUUCCAAACACCAAAUCAUGUAGUAGAACCUGUGACUGAGGACAUGACCAUGAAAAUACCCAGCAAAUCUCCGAAACCAGAACCAGUCAGCACACCAGCCAAGGGGAAUGGGCAGAUCAAGACGCCUUCCCAGAGUGUGAGUGUGGAAGCUCUCUCCGCGCUCAGGAAGUCUGCACCGACCCCGGGGGGUACCGAGCACACCCACACAGAACCAGUAGGUGGUGACGAGAGGGUGAAAGCAUCAAAGAAGUUUUCAGAACAGCAACAGGACUCAGCAGAUCAUGUAACCGGAAGCAGAAGAAGGUCAAGAACACCCAAGUGGAAGGCUGAACCCACAGAAGACCUGGCUGGUCUCAAAGAGCUCUUCCAAACACCACGUCACACCGAUGAGCCAAUGACUGAGGACAUAACCUCAGAAAUACCCAGCAAAUCUCCAAAACCAGAGCCAGUCAGCACCCCAGCCCGCACAAAGAGACGUCUCAGGACGCCUGUGGGGAAAGUGGACACAGAAGAAGAGUUCUCGGCCCUCAGGGAGCCCACACCCACACCAGGGAAAAUUACAUGGUCACCCAGAGCCCCAGUAGGUGAUGAUGAGGAUAUCAGAGCAUUGACGGGAACUCUGGAACAGAAACGGGACUCAUCUGAACAGGUAACCGGAAGCAGAAGGAGGUCAAGAACACCCAAGAGGAAGGCUGAACCCACAGAAGACCUGACCGGUUUCAAAGAGCUCUUCCAAACACCCUAUCGUGCUGUUGAAACAGUGACUGAGGUCAAAACCAUGAAAAUACCCAGCAAAUCUCCAAAACCAGAACCAGUCAGCACCCCGACCAGCGCAAAGAGACGUCUCAGGACACCUCUGGGGACAGUGGACGUGGAGGAAGAGCUCUCGGCCCUCAGGGAGCCCACACCCACACCAGGGGAAGGCACGCACUCUGCCGGAGAGCCGGAAGGUGAUGCUGACCAUAUCGGAGCAUUGAAGGGAACUCCAGAACAGAAACUCGAUUCAGCCGAACACGCAACCGGAAGCAGAAGGAGGUCAAGAACACCCAGGAGAGCAAAUCAGCCCAUAGAAGACCUGGCUGGUCUCAAAGAGCUCUUCCAAACACCAAGACACACAGUAGAAUCAACGACUGAGGACAAAGCCACCGACAUGCCCUGCAAAUCUGCACAAGCGAAACCAGCUGUCGUGCCCGCUGGCAGAACCCGGCGGCUCAGGGCGCCCGCAGGGAAGGCAGCCGUCAGAGAUGAACUCUCAGCCCUCCGGAGCCCCGCACGGGCAUCCGGGAGAACCGCCCGGUCGCACAGAGAACUGGAAGGUGGGGAUAAGGAUAUGAAAUUGUUUGAGGAACCUCCAGAACAGAAACUGUGCCCUGCAGAAAAUGUACCUGCAAGCAAGAGGAAGCCAAGAACAUGCAAGGAAAAGGCCCAGAUUCCAGCAGACCCGGCCAGCCUUAAAGAGCUCUCACAAACAGCAGAUCACACAGAGGACCCAGUGGCUGUGGCCGACAGCACUGAAAUGCCCUCCGGGUCUCCACGGGCGGAAGCAGUGGUCAUGCCCGCAAGGACGAGGAGGCAGCUCAGGGCACCAACAGGGACAGUGGCGGUGCAGGAAGAGCCCUCGGCCCUCAGGAGGCCCACGGGGACUUCGGGGAAAACCACGCGGUCGACCAGGGAACGAGAGGGAGCAGAUAAGGAUAUGAAAUUGUGUAAGGAAUCCCCAGAACAGAAACUGGACCCUGCAGAAAAUGUAACUGUAAGCAAGAGGAAGCCAAGAACACGUAAGGAAAAGGCCCAAUUUCUAGAAGACCUGGCCAGCCUUAAAGAGCUCUCCCAAACACCAGAUCACACAGAGGACCCAGUGGCUGUGGCCGACAGCACUGAAAUGCCCUCCGGAUCUCCACGGGCGGAAGCAGUGGUCAUGCCAGCAAGGACGAGGAGGCAGCUCAGGGCACCAACAGGGACAGUGGCGGUGCAGGAAGAGCCGUCGGCCCUCAGGAGGCCCACAGGGACUUCAGGGAAAACCACGCGGUCGCACAGAAAACCUGUAGAUGGUGCUGAAGACACCAAAGUGUGCCAGGGACCCCCAAGGCGGGAGCCAGGUCCUGUGGGAACCGCCGUGGGCGGCGGACGCCAGCUGAGAUCGAGGCCGGGAAAGGCCCAGCCCCCACACAGCCCGGCCGGCAGCAGACAGCUCCUGCAAAGCCCAGCUCGAGACGAGGAACUGGGCACGGAUACUUCGGGCCUUACGAGAACUUCAACGCAAACACCAGACCAGAGCAAACCUGCAACGACAUCCAGGAGAGCCCGUAGGGCCCGGGACGAGAAGCCCUCCCAGGAGCCGGUGGACAGCAGGGACCCUGAAAAAGCACCCAGUGAGAGCAGCGUCGCCCUGUCCCCCAAGAGGAAGCGUGAAGACGGAAGCUGCGCAGGCCCGAGGAGGCUGCGGCCCAGGACCCGCGCCCAGGACCCUGCCGAGGAGACGCCGCCACCGCCGCGGAAGAGACUGCGGACGGCCCCCAGAGAGCAGUGCGCGCCCCUGGAACCCUCCGAGCCGAAGAGGGGGCGCAGAGUUUUGAGAGAAGUCAUUGAACCUGAGGACGACCUGCCUAGUGCCAACGGGAAAACGAAAAACAAGGGCCGAAAAGAAGACGUGGCCUCCCCAGACAAGGGAGUGUCCCUGCGCUCCGGUCUCCGAAAUAAAACCCGUGGAGCAGAGCAGAGGCCGGAGCUGCUUAUAGCAGCAGAAAAGGGUCAAAGAAAGCGGAAUGAAAAGAAGCCUGCGAAAUCCUCCCACGAGGUGGAGAUUCAAAACCUGGAAGGUGGAGCCCGGAGUUCUGCUCCCGGGGACCAAGUGCAUGAGAGGGGAAUGUCCCCAAGACCUGGAAGGCGGGGUGCGGUGCCCGUGCCCCGUGGAGCCGAGGCGAAAGCUCAGGCGGGCAGCGUGGAGACCCUGGGGGCGACUCAGGAAGAGAAAGGAGGAGCACCACGUCCAGGUGUCAUCCGCCUGCGGUCCAGAAAGGUGACGGUCCCUCCUGCAGGGGACGCCUUGGAGAGUCAGCCCAAGCAGAGAGUGACGCGGAGUGCCAAGAGACCCGUGGAAGAUGCAAACAAGGAGAACGACGCCGCGUGCGCCAAGAAAAUGAGAACCAGGAGUCGGCGGGGACAGUGAGGCCGGCCUCUGCGCUGAGACGCGUCAGGGGGAGGGAAAGCAGCACCUUUGUUUUCCUGAUAAGUCCUCGGACAACGUUUGCUGUGCGUUUAAAAGUGAAUUCUGUAAAUCAUGUUUUUCAGGCGUUUCAGGGAAGAAAGCUUUUAAAAAUGCCGGGCUCUGCAAGGUCUGUUCGGGCUGCGCUGAACUGACAGAAACCGGGCCGGGUUUGGGCCUGCCCCGCCUUCGGCUCCGCCCCCCGCGGCCCGCGGCCCGCAGCCGCCUGGGCCCUAGCACUUGCGUUGUAAAUGCUUCUGUGUUUGUCUGUGUCCCCACCAGAGCCCCUGCCCUCACGUCCCCGCACCGUGCAGCAGGCCCUCGGAAACGUGGGGACGGGUCAGUGCCUGGGCUCGGGCGAUUCGAGGUAACGCGCUGGGGUUGCCGCAGUUGAGGCCUCGCGGUGGCUCGCCUUUUUCACUGGAUGAGUAUUCUCAGCUCGGAGAGCUCUCCCCCGGGCAGGACCCGCCCACCGGCCAGGGCGCCGCCGGGUUCCACGCGGCAGCUGACACCCUCUUGGCUGCUCUGCUUCGGGGCCAUUCGCCUUUCCGAGCAUCCCCUGGCCCUGCCCCGCCGGUGCUUUUCUGGCCGCACCUGUCCGCCUCCACGGUGCCCCGCCCCGCCCCGCGCAGGCAGUGACGCGGCGGUCCCAGCGCGGGGGGGCCUUGCUCAGUGCUGGCACGAGGCCCCGCCCCAGAGGCCCGCGCUCCACCCCGCCAGCCCGCACCCCCAGCCCCGUUUUAAGCCCACACUCCUGUCUGGUCUCAGGUCUGGUGCAAGUCUAACUGCUGGGUGUCUCUUUUUUAUGUUUCACUGUGUCCCGUCCCCCCGUGUCCCCUCGCCCAGAAGAGAGCACACCGGCCACCCAGUCACCCUGCCCGUCUGCCCCUUGCCAGGCUGCCGUGAGCACCGAGACCGAGGUGGCCGUCCCUGUCUGCUCUCUCGUCCCCCGCGUUCCCCCAAUACCCCAUGUCUGCUGCACGGAGUAAGACUCACGUGAAAAUAAAUAUGUGUG